Molecule: messenger RNA, 3625 nt
Organism: Poecilia latipinna (sailfin molly)
Lineage: Eukaryota; Metazoa; Chordata; Actinopteri; Cyprinodontiformes; Poeciliidae
Gene: mis18bp1
Product: MIS18 binding protein 1
Exons: 16
Coding region: 181-3342 (1053 amino acids)
Cellular component (GO): chromosome, centromeric region
Source: RefSeq, a predicted model, not a curated record
CUCGAAAAAUCGGAAUUUCCCAGUUCCGAGUAGAACAGGAAUGCAGCAUUACAAUGCGUCACCGGAACUUUGUCAAAGGGGGUGGGGCUAAUGUUUUUUGAAAAUUGCGGACAGCGGGCUAACUGUAAGUCAAUAUAUCUGAUUUUGUUCAAUAAUCUAAUAGAUUAAUCCCACAGGAUUAUGGCGUCGUGUCAUGUAUUGCAACGCAAAGAUCCCUGCUUUCAGUCUCCCGCGAAGAUUUUUGCGAAGCUGAAAUCUAAAGUUCAGAAAGAGGCGGAGGGCGACAAGGAGCUGAUGCGGAAGGUUAGAGAGCAAUAUGGACAUGGAGUCAAAGCAGCAGGUGUCAGCAGGGCCGAUGGACCGGGAUUUAAUCGGGACUCCGCGGGGUUCUGCUGGUCCGAAAAGAUGAAGGAGAACAACAGGUUUGCGUCCUGUCAAAUUCCAGCGCAGGCGGUAACCCUGUCGCCGAUCUCCAGCCCGGAGGAAACCGUUGACUAUCCGAUUAGCCGCGUCCCUCUGCACCAAGUAUCCCCACUUAAAGACAGAUUUCGUGGGUUCACACGGAGAAACAGAGUCCUAAUGGAGUCCACAUCUGUGUCCCAACUCCCGUCUGGGGUCUUCAGCGAUCAGAGCCCAGAUGGUUUCAGUAGGAUCCAACCCGGAGAGAUUUGCGGGAGGAGCGCGUUCAGUAAGGAAGCUCUUUCUCUCAAUCCCAAAUCUCCAUGCUGCGUCUUUUCCCCCAUAAAGAACAGACUGAGGAAGAGGAAACUGGAUCUGAAUGACACCCAGAAUCCCUCCAGAACCACCGAGGACUCAGGUCCACCUCAAGCCAGGAGAAGACCUGCUGCCUUUGGGGACAGCGUUGAGAGCAACCCCCGCAGACUGGUUUGGGGUAAUCUUAAAAGAUUCCCAGAACCAAAAGAAUCAGGAUCCAAUGGACUCAAACGGCCAGCUGUUAUUCUGGAUACAGGCCCCACAAUGUCUCCCGCCAAGUUAUUUGCUCUGAUGAAGGAAAGGGAAAGUAAACGGGAACAUCAGCAGAUUGAAACCUGCAGCAGAAGGGAGCUCUUUGCAGGGAACCAGAGAAACUUGCAGGAGUUUAGCGACUCUGACGUCUCAUCAACUCAUCACAUGGAGCACGUGCAGGACGUUCCCUCAGUGAAUACUGCUGUGAACCAGAACCAAGCGGAGACACCAGAGAGUCGGUCAGAAACCUCGCAGGACACUCCGAUCCCUGCUUCACCCUCCCCUACCGUUUUACUGGAGGACCCGCUGGUGCUCAACACGCCACAGAUCUCCAUACCGAAGAAAGACGAGGCGGUGUUCAGACGCAACGUUUGGCCCAAGCAGAAGAAAUUCCCAUUCGAGAGUGUGAUUCACCUCAGGAAGUGGUUCCUGAGAAGGAAUCGUCAGGGUUUGUUUGUGGACGGGAUUCACGUAGAGGAGAACAUUCAGUGGAACAGCAACGUCAUCACUGAGCGGAUCUCCAGAUCGGUGCUGAAGACCGUCUCCGGCAGGGUGUACAUCCUGAUGGGACCGAUGAACAUCAAACUCGCCUCUGAUUUUCCAAAGAAGUUCUUGAAGAAGUUUGUGAAUGGCUUCCCUUCAAACUGGAAGGCAAUUUAUGAGACGUUUCUGUCGGAGUCGAAAGAGCAGGCAGAGAAGAAGAACAAGGAUGCCGCCAUUUUGGCUAAGAAUGAAUCCCAGCUCCCUUCCAGGCCUGUGAGGCAGCAGAAAAUAAAAUCUGUAAAAACACCCGAGUCGCUUCCUUCUGCCUCCUCCCUCAACGUGUCGCGAAGCGGCCGGGUCAUCAAGCCUCCUCUGGAGUACUGGAAGGGAGGGAGAGUAAUCCUGGACGCUCAGAUGAACGUUACCAUCCACGAGGGUUACGAGGCAACCAGCCCUGAUAUUUUAACGAGCAAGCCCAAGAAGUCGGUGCAAGUCCUCUUCCCCUGCAAUGACGGUUUGAAGCGACACAAAUCGAGUCAAGACGAGAGCUGCUCUGUACCAGCGAGACGGUUAAAGGCGGACAUGAAGCUGCACAGAGCUGAGACUAACCGGGACCAGACCGCUGAUUCAUCUAACGAGAUGAUUAGCAAUCCAAAAGCCGUUUCUGGCAGAACGAGGUGCAACCGGCAGCGUCCAGGUGCAGAGAAAAGGUCGUGUUCGGACGCCGAACCACAGAAACGACGUGGACCUGAGAGGUCAUCAAAGAAACAGACACAGAACGCCACCAGGCCGCCAACGAGAACAUCAGAAACCGUCACAGAUCCUCAUGAGUCUCCUCCAGUUCGCAAUAAGGCAUCAAACCGACUGUCGUGUGAUUACGAGUUGCUGAGCACCAGAAGGAGACGAGGGCGCGGUGCGAAAGCUAUGGCGAGUUCUGGCAAAUCAGAUCCGGAUGAUGAGGUUUCAUCCAGCCAGUCCCCAGAAGCUCCAAAGGAGAAAAAGAAAAGCAGAGCAGGGGGAAAGAGGAACGAGGUGCAGGAGAAGAAGAAGAAAGAGAGCAGGAGUAGGAAGGCGCCGCCACCAGCGACGGCGACGAAGCCCGGCAGGAAACUGCAACAAAGCAAAGGCAGCGCCGUUGUUCCGCACGAGAAAGACGGAGACGAGUGGACGGAGGACGAGAUCCUGAAACUGCAGGAAGCGGUGACCUGCUAUCCCAGACACGUAGUGGGUUACUGGGCGAAGGUAGCGAGGAUGGUGGGGACACGUUCAGCUGAAGAGUGCUACAAGCAGCACACCUCCCAAGGAAACACCCAGAGUCCCAAGAAAAGCACCAAGAACUGCAAAAAGGUGAAGGAAGUGGCGGCAAAACCUGCAGAGAUUCCUGUGAUAUCUGCCCGAGUCGGGACGCUUAAAAGGAUUAAGCAGGUGCGGCAGUUCUUGGAGAAUCUGCCCAGAGACGACGUGGACGAUGCUUUCAGCUCGGCAUACAUGCAGAACAAACGCAUGGAGAUCCCCUCCUUGUGUUCGAGUGAAGAUCACGAUUUUGCAUUAUCAGACCUGGAGCCUCAGACGCCAAUGUCGUCGUGUUUCCCUGAGGCGAAGACGCCUCAGUGUUUGCACAUAACUCCUGGCAUGCUCGGCUCUCCAAACACGAAAAAUGACGACAAGUACGUCUUCCAGCUACAGAAGAGGAUGAAGAAGAAUCAGUUUAAUGUCCGCAAAACCUCGUCUUCUAAAACGAGGUUCUCGCCCACACCUUCCGCUAAGCGAACUGUACAAAGAUGCGCUAACACAGGAAAGGACACUUUUUUUGUGUUUGAGAUGUUCCCCGAAGACGACGGCGAAAUUUCCGAAAGCGAUGACGAGGAAGACUUUUACUUCUCAGACAACUGAUCUGGACUCAUGGAAUAAAUUUACAAAUAUCUCAGGAUUUUUAGUUGAAAUUCUUUUCAGGAAACUCAGAAAAUCACAGUGAAGGAGUAAUGUUUAACCUUCUGAGAUUUUUCUUAGGAAAUGCAGGAAGUUGGACAUUUAAACACACUUCUGUUGCUGGUUAUGAUCUGAAAAGUGAUGCUCUGGGCUUCCUUUGGACUUCUGUAAAUAUGUUAUUUCUUUAAAAUCCUUCAAAUAACCAGUUGUAAUUAUCUUUUUGAAUAAACAUUUUUCUAUUCUUUCA